AGUAGAAAAGAGCACAGACUUCUUCAGUGAGAACGAAACGAGAGGGGGCGUCAGUGCGAACAAAGUAAUUAUAGGGAGAGGAGUGAGAGGACAUUCGGAAAUUGAACGAAAGUAAAACACUCUGGGUUUGUAUCUUCGUGGUUUUCCGACGUAGACGAUACACCCAAACUUCAAUUACAGCCUCAAAUCAAGUCGUGGAUGUGGGGUGCAUAUAUCAUCCUGGGAUUUAGCUACACGAGUAACGUUCCUGCCGUCAAAAUUUCUCUCCUCUCUUUAUUUUAUGUCAGGUGGCUGAACUGUGGAAGCUACAGAGGACAAUAUCGAUUCCACAGGAUUUGAAACAUUUGUGCUGUACUUUAUACAAAAGUGCGAAGAUGUCUGGACAAAGCAUUACGGAUAGGAUAACUGCAGCUCAACACAGUGUAACCGGCUCCGCGGUGUCCAAAACUGUGUGCAAGGCGACCACGCAUGAAAUUAUGGGACCAAAAAAGAAACAUUUAGAUUACUUGAUCCACUGCACCAAUGAGAUGAACGUGAACAUCCCCCAGCUGGCAGACACCUUGUUUGAAAGGACUGCCAACACCAGCUGGGUGGUGGUCUUCAAGUCUCUCACCGCCACACACCACCUCAUGGUCUACGGCAACGAGAGAUUUAUACAGUACCUGGCUUCAAGGAACACGCUUUUUAACCUCAACUUUUUGGACAAAAGUGGCCUACAAGGCUAUGACAUGUCAACGUUCAUAAGGAGGUAUAGUCGCUACUUGAACGAGAAGGCUGUAUCGUAUCGACAGGUCGCUUUUGACUUCACCAAAGUAAAACGAGGGGCGGAUGGCGUUAUGAGAACCAUGAACACAGAGAAGUUACUGAAGACCCUACCCAUUAUCCAAAAUCAGAUGGAUGCACUACUUGAUUUCAAUGUCAACGCCAAUGAGCUUACCAACGGAGUGAUAAACGCGGCCUUCAUGCUUCUGUUCAAAGAUGCCAUUCGACUGUUUGCGGCCUACAACGAAGGCAUUAUUAACCUGUUGGAGAAGUACUUUGACAUGAAGAAAACUCAAUGCAAAGAGGGCCUUGACAUCUACAAGAAAUUCCUCACUAGAAUGACAAGAAUCUCUGAAUUCCUUAAAGUAGCGGCGCAAGUAGGGAUUGAUCGAGGGGACAUCCCAGACCUCUCCCAGGCCCCCAGUAGCCUCUUGGAUGCCUUAGAGCAGCAUUUGGCUUCUUUAGAAGGAAAGAAGGUGAAAGAUUCCACAGCAGCCAGCAGGGCUAGCACUCUCUCCAACGCUGUCUCUUCUCUGGCCAACACGGGCAUAUCUUUCACCAAAGUGGACGAGAGGGAAAAGCAGGCAGCUCUGGAGGAAGAGCAGGCUCGCCUAAAAGCGCUGAAGGAGCAGCGUCUGAAGGAACUCCAGAACGGUCAUUCUUCCUAUGCCACCACGGUUGCCUCCCCUGUGUCCACUGACGGACGAACCAUCAACACAGCACCGGCCAUCGACCUGUUCUCCACACCCAGCUCCACAAACGGCACUUCCAAGGCGGCGAGUGACCUUCUGGACUUGCAGCCUGCAUUUCAGCAGCAGGCACUGCUACUCUCCACUGGCCUACCAACAGCCAACACAUGGGGAGAUCAUUACAAUCCCUUUAUUGUUUCGAGCUCUUCCAUUGCAUCUGAUCAUGAGCACACAGUGCGGAUAGAGCAGUUUAUCUCAGACUCUUUCUGUGGGCCAGCAUCAUACCCUACCACUCCUCUCUUCCAGUCUGAGCCCUCUGCUGUAGCUGGUCUAUUUGGAGGAUUCUCAGUGUCUUCCACCACGCAACCCCAGACCGCCAGAGGCCUUAACGUCAACUUUGACUCUGUGUUUGGCAAUAACUCAGCCUCCGCCAACAAUGUUGACUCUGCUGUGGCCUCCUCGCCCAGCCAGGGGCUAAUCCCAAACGGGCAGCAGCUUGGGAAGCUGGUGUCGGAUGACCUGGACUCAUCCUUGGCCAACCUUGUGGGCAAUUUGGGAAUUGGCAAUGGUGUGGCAAAAAAUGAUAUUCAUUGGAGUCAGCCUGGUGAGAAGAAGUUGACAGGUGGAUACAAUUGGCAACCAAAGAGUGCUCCCUCUACCACAUGGAACCCUGCCACCAUGAACGGCAUGCAUUUCCCACAAUACGCACCAUCUGUCAUGGCCUUCCCUGCAACGACGCCGACGGGGAUGAUGGCAUAUGGAAUGCCUCCCCAGAUGGGUUCCAUGGCCAUGAUAAACCAACCCACCAUGAUGUACAGCCAACCGGUUGUGAGGCCGGCCAACCCCUUUGGCCCGGCCCCAGGAGCACAGUCCUCGGCAGCUUCUAGUCCCUCCAGUCAGAGUCCUCUCAGAGCGACAGGAAAGGACCCUUUUGCCCAGCUCUCUCUCAAGGAUUUCUUGUAGAACAUCUUUAGAUGCAGUUCAUGUAACCUGAAAGGGAGGCUUUUGUCCUCUGAAGACAAACCAAGAAGCAGCUAAACUUUCACUUUCAAGUAAAAAUCUGUUUUUACUCAUCGUUGAGAAUAUCAGCCCAAAUAAGAAAGGACUUGAAGGAAUCAAGGGGAGGAAGCCAUGUCCAAGACGUGUCAAGUAUACGUAGGACAAGGAUCCCAUUUUGUAAUUUGUCUUACGAGAAAAAGUGUGUGCUGCUGUUCUAACCUCUCUACAGGGAUCACUCAUCCCAUUUGUCUUCUGUAAAAGAUUAACAUGGUUGUGGAAAGGGAGAUAAUUUGACUUUGCUGUUAUGUAUAAAAAUAGUGGGUUAUCACAUACAGCUUGAUGUUCUUGGGGUGAGGACGUGGGAUGAGUGGAAGAAUUGCUUGAUCUGAUCAUCAAUUGUGCAUUAUCUAACUUAACCAUCACUGAUUAGUAAUGCUAACCUCUGUUUUAUACCAUGAUUUCAAUAUUUUCUCUUUUAAAAAAGUUUUAUUACAUUUGCAGUAGACAUUCCUUGUGUAUUGUUAGUAUUUAUUUAUGAUUACCCUCGGAGGAAAUGGGGGAGGAAAAUAACAAUAAUAAUAAUGUCAUUGAACUCUUCCUUGUGGGAGGAUUUCAGGUUUAUACAUGGUUAUGAUUGAUUGUAUAAUUGGAGUUUGAGUGUGACAGAGUAAAAAAUAGUUAAUAUAAAGAUGAAAAAAUGUAACUGACUGUCAACAGACAGUUUAGCUCUAAUCACUGAACCGGCAUAAUGUCAAGCACAGUUCUUUGUGGCUCAAAGUCACAACCCUCCAUGUGUAAGGGGUGAUAUGGACAUCAAACAAGGGUAUUCAUUCAAUACAGUCAAUUCUGUGAGCUAGGGUCUUUUUUGUUGUUGCGAGGGAACAUUUUCACGCACUAGCAAAGCACUACAUUUGUGAUUCGGCGGCAUUGCAUUGAGAUGGAUCCGCAUUUAUGCUUUACGCUUGGCAUGUCGUUUAUUUUACAUGGCUGCCUUUCCAACCUGAAUGUGCAGAGUGUCCUUCAGGCUCGGGCCAUCUUUACAUAGACCAGCACUGGGAUUGGAGGAAAGAGGGAGGUGAUUUUCACAGGAGGCAGGGGGAAAAGCUGUGAUUGUGUCACUGGAGGGUCAGCUCUCUGUGUAAGUAGUUGAACCCAGGUCUGCCACUAUUGGACAUCUUUUAAAUACUUUGUUUGCUUUAGCCUGUCUGGAGUGCCAGAUGGGCUGUGUUAGCAGUUUUGGGACGAUUCAAUUGGUCCAUUAACCCAGACGAGCUCAAUCAAGCACAGAUAAAGUGUGAAAUUAGUAUUUGAUACCAUGUCUGGUAAGUGGGCAGAAGGGUCCAGUUAAGCAGGGAGAAAUGGAACACUGUUGAUCGGUGCUUUGUGUGUGUGUAUAUAGAAGAGAGCCUAUCCCAUGAUGGAAAGGAUAUGUGCAGGAUGGUCAGAACCUGAAGGUUAUUCUAUUCAUCAAAUAUUUACUGCAUUGUCCCUGCAGAUUAUAUUUUUGUUUAUAUUAAAUAUAUAAAUAAAUGUAUGCAGACUUUUGGUUGAUUUUCCAAUAAAGUGCCGUUUCCAGUGUU
Molecule: messenger RNA, 4030 nt
Organism: Salvelinus namaycush (lake trout)
Lineage: Eukaryota; Metazoa; Chordata; Actinopteri; Salmoniformes; Salmonidae
Product: phosphatidylinositol-binding clathrin assembly protein-like
Exons: 23
Coding region: 375-2414 (679 amino acids)
Biological process (GO): synaptic vesicle budding from presynaptic endocytic zone membrane; clathrin coat assembly; clathrin-dependent endocytosis
Cellular component (GO): synaptic vesicle; clathrin-coated pit; extrinsic component of presynaptic endocytic zone membrane
Molecular function (GO): clathrin heavy chain binding; 1-phosphatidylinositol binding; phosphatidylinositol-4,5-bisphosphate binding
Source: RefSeq, a predicted model, not a curated record